GGCUGGGUUGUAUGAAACGCCUUCUUUACAGUGAGCUCUCGCGAGCGAAUCCCAGAUGUGACAACGCCUGUGGUGGAUUGAUAAGAUGCAGACCAUAAAGUGUGUGGUGGUGGGUGACGGUGCAGUGGGAAAGACCUGCCUGUUGAUCUCCUACACAACCAAUAAGUUCCCCUCGGAAUACGUCCCCACGGUGUUUGAUAACUAUGCGGUGACAGUGAUGAUCGGAGGGGAGCCCUACACUCUGGGGCUGUUCGAUACAGCAGGUCAGGAGGACUAUGACCGACUGCGACCGCUCAGUUACCCCCAGACAGAUGUCUUCCUUGUGUGUUUCUCUGUCAUAUCGCCCUCCUCCUUUGAGAACGUCCGUGAGAAGUGGGUCCCAGAGAUCUCCCACCACUGUCCGCGUACACCCUUCCUGCUGGUGGGCACCCAGAUGGACCUGAGGGACGACAGCAACACGGUGGAGAAGCUGGCUAAGAACAAGCAGCGGCCCCUGGCCCCUGAGAGUGGAGACAAGCUGGCCCGGGACCUCCGGGCAGUCAAAUACGUGGAGUGCUCCGCCCUCACCCAGCGAGGUCUGAAGAACGUGUUUGACGAGGCCAUCCUAGCUGCGCUGGAGCCGCCAGAGACCAAGCCCAAGAAACGCUGCGCACUCUUAUAAAACAUUUUAAAUGGGGCCAAAGAACCAGGGGAAAGACAUAACAGGAAAAAAAGAGACAGGCGGACAUGGGGAACAGACAACAGACAGAAAGCUGGAAGGGGUGUAGGGGGAGGGAGCAAGAGGACAAGUGAGACAUUCGUUUAAUAGUGCCUUCAGCAAUAGAGGUGGGGAGGGGCGAUGUUGGGUGGAUGGGUAACAAACAGAGACAUAGAAAUACAUCCUAAUAUAUAAUAGAAUGUAUAUCUAUGUUUCUUGUAACAAGCUGAUCAAUUCUCUUCCUAACCAGUAUAGUCCUUCUUAAAAGGAGAACGACAGAGCAAUAUAGGGAAGAGACAAGGUUUUGAAACCUCUAUUGCCUUAAAGUUACAGUACAAACAAAAUAAGUUAGACAAGAAGAGGAAGAGACAGUGUGGAAUUUAUUUUGUGUUUGAUGAUACUAAAAACUGACUGGAAAAAUUAGCUUAAACUGCGCAAUCUAGACGCGCACACACACACCGGUCCUUUACUCCCUUCAACCCACAACUGCUUUUUCUCUUUCAAAUUGUCCGCCUUAGUUUUGAAAAUCCUGCUUCUUCCAAGAUGAACUCUUCUUCUUCACCCACUAUUUGCCAUCACCGCUCCAAUGAAAACUACAAGCGCUUCUUUCUUCUUGGUUUUCACUGCCCCCUAACAUGAACUGAAUUUCAACUUACUUCCUUUUUUUUCCCAUUUAUUGUUUUGGAGAUGAUGGUGUAUUAAUGACGAUAAUAAGAGUAUUAUAUAUUUUUUGGCUCUUUAUUUCCGGGGAUACCCCUAGUGGUUAGCGAUUUGGACACUUGAAUUGUUUUUUAUAUGUUUUUGUUAUUAUUUUGAUGGUUGUGUGCCAAUGUGUUGAGUGUCACUGGUUUCAUUUGACAUAACAAUCAUAAUAUGCCACUAAUGACUACGUAGCUGGUUGUGAUAUCAGUAGUAAUAACAGCAAAAAGCAAUAAUGGUUAUGAGUAACAAUAAUAGCUCUGUUGAAGCAUCCUCAUCCGGUUGUUUGAAAUAAAAAAAUUACUUUAACUUGAAAA
Coregonus clupeaformis (lake whitefish) is the source of this 1713-nucleotide messenger RNA. RefSeq names its product cell division control protein 42 homolog. Bases 86 to 661 code for a protein of 191 amino acids. The record is from RefSeq and is a predicted model, not a curated record. Gene Ontology annotation, cellular component: dendritic spine. Gene Ontology annotation, molecular function: GTPase activity; GTP binding. Gene Ontology annotation, biological process: modification of synaptic structure; small GTPase-mediated signal transduction. Lineage: Eukaryota; Metazoa; Chordata; Actinopteri; Salmoniformes; Salmonidae. The transcript has 6 exons.